This is a messenger RNA of Lucilia cuprina (Australian sheep blowfly), 1275 nucleotides long. RefSeq names its product protein D7-like. The transcript is spliced from 2 exons. The coding region runs from base 192 to 1151 and encodes 319 amino acids. Lineage: Eukaryota; Metazoa; Arthropoda; Insecta; Diptera; Calliphoridae. The record is from RefSeq and is a predicted model, not a curated record.
UGUCGAAAAGAAGAAUUUAAUAAAAAGAACGCAUUGCAAAAACGAAAAUUUGCAUUUUAAUUGUAAAAGGAAGCCAAUAUUUAAUAAUAACAAAAAAUAAUAAAAAGAAAAAAGCUAAUAGCAAAAAACAAAAACACUUAUUGCUCUCAAUAAACUUGUAUUACUUUAAUUUUUCACAAAAAAAAACUACAAUGUUUCUCAGUGAUGAUGAUAUGGUCGAGUGUCCCUACAACAAGACGCAUCGCAUGUUGAGGAAACGCUUGCAAUCACAUCUACUGAAAUGUCGUCUUAGCUAUCCCGAUGUGGAAUUACGAAAAUGUCCCUUUAAUAUAACACAUUUAAUACCAGAACCGGAAUUUACGCACCACGCCACUAACUGUCCAGAUCGUAAGUUGAUAACCCAAUAUAAAUAUGAUGCUCCCGAACCAAAAGAAGAGGAGGGACCCAAACAUGCACCCAUCGAGUGUGAUGAGGACUGGGAUGACACGGAUGUUAAUGAUUAUAAUCCAAAAUUAUAUUUGGAAACGGCAAAAAUAAUUAGAAAACCAGAUGGUGCCAAUCCCUCAGAACGUAAAUUGUUUAUCAAGAAGGAACGUAAACGUUUGGGGGAUGGGGAUGAGAGUUCCGAUGAAGAUACUAAAAACGGUGUUAAUAAUGAUGGCGCCAAAGGUCUUAGCCCAAAAUCAAGUAAUUGGAAAACUGACAGAGGACAUGCUGGCCGUAAACGUUCGUCUUCACCUUCAACAUCAUCAUCGUCAUAUGCUAAAGGGCGUUCACGUUCACCAAAAAAUAAAUUCAAUAGAGAACGUUCACGUUCUCCUUUGGGUUUUAGAAGAUCAAACAAAGAUCAUUCGCCACCACGUUCACGACGCAAUGCCUCACCUCCAAAAUCAUUAGGUGUUGGAAAUUCAUAUCUAAAUAAUUCAGGUUGGGGAGCGAACCGCUACAACGUUGGUGGUGGUCCAACUAAUAAUGCUUUUAAUAGUGGCCGUGAUCCUUACUAUAGUGAUCAAAAUAACUCUCAAGCUUACUACGAUCGUAAUACAAUAACAAAUUCUACUACAUCGCAAGUACCUGUUCCACCUAUGAUUUCUUAUCCAGCUCCACGUUCAUAUUUAACUACAAAAACUCCACAGACAAGACCUAAGUAAAAAAAUACGGGUUUUAUAAUAUGUUUUUUUCGCUAUAUUUUUUUAUUCUAAAGUUUAAAAAUUAUUUAGAAAAUGAAUAAAUUUCAUAUUGAAUAUAAAAAUCGUUGACCUUAUUUACGAUUUG